AUGACCACCAACACUCUCCACCACUGGAAGGGCGUCCUCCCCUCCGCCCUCGACGCCGUCGGCCACACGCCACUCGUGCGCCUCGACCGCAUAGCCAGGGAGGAGGGGCUCAGCUGUAAUCUAUUGGCAAAAUGCGAGUUCUUCUCAGCUGGAGGAUCUGUCAAGGAUCGCAUCGCCAAGAGGAUGGUGGAACACGCAGAGAAGACGGGCCGGCUGGUUCCAGGCAAGAGCGUUGUCAUUGAGCCCACAAGUGGCAACACGGGAAUCGGUCUCGCUCUCGCAUGUGCCAUCAAGGGAUACAAAUGUAUUAUCACGCUUCCAGCCAAGAUGAGCCUCGAGAAAGAGGUCAUGCUGAAAGCACUCGGGGCCGAGAUUGUCCGUACACCGUGGGUCGUCAGAUUUGAUAGCCCUGAGAGCCAUAUCGGAGUUGCACGAGCUCUGGAGAAAGCCAUUUCGGGUGCCGUCAUCCUCGACCAGUAUUCGAAUCCCGACAACCCUCUUGCUCAUUACUUUGGUACAUACGAAGAGAUCAUUUACUCUCUCGAGACCUCCGACCUUCCCCGGAAGAACAUUGUACUUCUUGCCGCAGGCGCUGGUACUGGAGGCACAGUCUCCGGUAUCGCCCGCGCUAUCCGCGACUCGGAAAAGACGGAAGAGCAUUUCGAGCAUGGCAUCGAGAAUGGGCUUGAGGAGACCAAUAUGUCAGGUCAGCGGGCGGUCGUGCUGGCUAUAGACCCUGAAGGAUCAAUCUUGGGCGGCGGAGAAGUUGGGAAUUAUGAAGUGGAGGGUAUUGGAUAUGACUUUUUCCCCGAGGUGCUCGACCCUAAACCGCCUCUUAUUGACGAAUGGAUCAAGACCAACGAUAAAGACUCUUUCGCUGCUACCAAACGCGUCAUUCGCAAGGAAGGCCUCUUCAUCGGCGGAUCUUCCGGUUCCGCCCUAUCUGGGGCCCUCAGAUACCUGCACUCCCCGUCUGGCGCUUCCAUCGCCCAAGAUCCCUCCGCCAAUGUCGUCAUCCUCUUUCCUGACGGCGUCCGGAACUAUAUCAGCAAGCCUUGGUUCUUGGAGCAGGAAGCUGGAGAGGGAGGGCAAGAGCUGAGGAACCAAAUUAGGAAUGUCCUGGGUAGGGAUCUGGGGGAUGUUUAUGGGACGAAUGGAAAGGUUACCAGCAACUAG
This is a messenger RNA of Cryptococcus wingfieldii CBS 7118, 1176 nucleotides long. Its product is annotated as cystathionine beta-synthase. NCBI's taxonomy places the organism in Eukaryota, Fungi, Basidiomycota, Tremellomycetes, Tremellales, Cryptococcaceae. The coding region runs from base 1 to 1176 and encodes 391 amino acids. The transcript has 8 exons. Gene Ontology annotation, cellular component: cytoplasm. The record is from RefSeq and is a predicted model, not a curated record. Gene Ontology annotation, molecular function: cysteine synthase activity; cystathionine beta-synthase activity.